AUGGGCGAACCAACGCGCUCCUUACAGAGUAACACGUUGCUUCCUGACGAGCCCACCGCGCAGACGUUGUUCAAUACCAUUCGCAGGAGCAUUCUGGACACAAACCACUCCAUCGACUUAGCCUUUCAAAACAUCGCCCCAACAUCAGGGUCCCCGAUGGUAGCUUCCCUCGCUGAAGACCCAGACAUAGAGCGCAGACUUCCUAGACUUUCUUACAAUUCUGUGACCCGGGUAUUAACUGCUCGAAUCAUGCCGACUCACAUCUAUGAUUGCCAUCAAGAAUGGCUUUGCUUUGAGCUUAGCCAAAUGCGCAUGGCUGGCUUCCUGUCCCUUGCAGAGGCAAGGUUGAUCAAGCUUCGUGUCGGCACAACUUUUGAACGUUUCUCUAGCCCAUACCUCUCGUCUGCUAAACAACCCGACUCGUGUUUUUUACCUGAUAUGUUACCCUUCCCCACCAUUGUCGUAGAAAGCGGCUGGACAGAGUCCUGCGCCCGGCUAAAUAACGACAAGGAUUUGUGGUUAAUAGGUGGGAGGCCUCACGUUCAGCUUGUAUUUCUCAUCAAAUGGGCAAAGCUAUCGGGGGGAAGAGUCAAGGGUGACAUAGAGAUUCAUGGAAGAGAUCAAUCGGGAAAUGCUAUGUUGCUACAAACUGAGCCUAUAUUUCCUAUACCGUCUGGUAACCCCAGACAAGUAAUUCAGAUUACCCGAGCCCAAAUAUUUGGUACCGCCAUACUUAACGGAAGAAACCCUGGCGAUACAUAUCUCCUCCAAGUUGAGGAACUACGUCAAAACGGGGAGGAUGCAAUAAGACAAAUGGGUUUUGUGCCGGCGUAG
This is a messenger RNA of Histoplasma capsulatum G186AR, 834 nucleotides long. RefSeq lists its product as uncharacterized. Lineage: Eukaryota; Fungi; Ascomycota; Eurotiomycetes; Onygenales; Ajellomycetaceae. Bases 1 to 834 code for a protein of 277 amino acids. The transcript is spliced from 4 exons. The record is from RefSeq and is a predicted model, not a curated record.